Messenger RNA from Lepus europaeus (European hare), 912 nucleotides. RefSeq names its product WAP four-disulfide core domain protein 8-like. NCBI's taxonomy places the organism in Eukaryota, Metazoa, Chordata, Mammalia, Lagomorpha, Leporidae. Gene Ontology annotation, molecular function: serine-type endopeptidase inhibitor activity. Gene Ontology annotation, cellular component: extracellular region. The coding region runs from base 1 to 912 and encodes 303 amino acids. The transcript is spliced from 8 exons. The record is from RefSeq and is a predicted model, not a curated record. Gene Ontology annotation, biological process: negative regulation of peptidase activity.
AUGAACGCUCCCGGACUGCUGGGCACCCUGCUGCUCUUCUUCCUCUUGGUGACUGUCCAGGGACCACGGCUGAGCGACUGGUUCUUUCCCAGUAAAUGCCCCCGUGUCAGAGAGAACUGCGAAUUCCGAGAGAGGGACCUGUGUACGAAGGUCAAACCAUGCCCGAGCAACAAGAAGUGUUGUGUCUUCAGCUGUGGGAAAAAAUGCAUAGACCCUCAACAAGACAUAUGCAAACUCCCAAAAGAUUCCGGCCCCUGCAUGGCUUACUUUAUUCGGUGGUGGUACAGUAAGGAAAACAACACCUGCUACAGCUUCGUCUAUGGAGGCUGCCUGGGGAACAACAACAACUUCCAGACCCAGGCCAUCUGCCAGAACGCCUGCCAGAAAUCCCAGACGUGUCCCAAAAUCAGAGUGAAAUGUGAAGUGGAAGAAAGGAGCGAAUGCACGAGGCACAGGCAUUGCCCGGACAAGAUGAAGUGCUGCUUGUUCAACUGCGGGAAGAAAUGCUUAGACCUCAGGAAAGACGUGUGCAGUAUGCCAAAGGAAACCGGCCCCUGCCUGGCCUUCAUUCCCCGCUGGUGGUACGAUAAAGAGAGAGAGAUCUGCACCGAAUUCAUCUACGGCGGCUGCAACGGGAACAAUAACAACUUCCAGACGGAAGCCAUCUGCCUGGUCAUCUGUCAGGACCGGGGCUGGCGAUGGCUGGGGCUGGAGGAAGAGAAUCGUAGUAAGACCACCGACGUACUAGACGCCUGGACCCCGCCCCCCACCCCACCCCAGUCCCACACACAGCAGCGCCUCGUCUCCGUGCGGCUCUGCUUGUUCCACUCCAAGGAGUUCUCUGGCGAAAGCAAAGCAGGUGGAGCGGAGCAGUCAGAGCGCGUCCCUUUGGGAGGGCCCAUCUCCGGGUGA